UCACAUCUCGGGAGAUCAGUCUUGUAAACAGAACAGUCAUUGAGUUGGCUUUGUAGCUGCACACGAGUUCCUGCCGAUGUAAAGGAGUUACAGGAGGACACCGGGCCAUGUUGAUGUCUGUGUGAGCUGUAUUGAUGGGAGUUGUAGUUCAGCCGAUGAGUAUCUUCUCUUUAAGGGAAUUGAAGUUUAGCUCUUAUGUAUUGUCCAUGACUCUGCAUGGACAUAUCUCCUACUAGUUCAGGUGUAAUUUUGCUGCCGUAACGAAAACUUUACACUAUGGAGCCAGAAAUUAUUCGAAUGUAUUCUUCAUCCCCACCUCCUCUUGACAGUGUUGCAGAUGAAGACGACGAUGACGGGUUUGGAGAAUUCGGAGGAUUUUCUGAUGUCAGUAGCCCUGGAAUUGGUUUUGCCGACUUUGACUCGGGUUAUUCCAAGACUAGAGAGGACUUUAUACCAUCCAAACACUUUUUACCGAUACAUGAGUUCUCGGAUAAUGUAAAUAACUUCUCUAGCCUUACCUCCAUCACAGCCAAUGAGAACAUCUCCGAGAUUGGGAUUUCUAAAAAGGGACCUUGUUCUGUGUUUGAGACGAACAUAAACCACGAUACCACCCAGUUCAAUGUUGCUGCACUUGAUAAUAAAGGGAGCUCAGGGGAGAACACAACAUUUUUAAACUCAGAGACCCAUCUGACUUGUGUGGAUAAUGUUAGUUUAAUAAGUAGAAGCCAGGAACAAAUAGAUAGUACUUGUAAUGGUGAGAAAACACACAAUCUGGAAAAUCUGACUAAUGGGUUUGCAGGGGUAGAUUGUGACAACCCUCAGGGAUUACAAGAUCUGGACAGAAUGGGACAUUCUAAAGGGUUUAAGUCAAUCAGUUCUCACAGUACAGAUUUAAGUAUAGACUUUUCACCACCGAGCCCUGGAGAUGACUUUGCAGACUUUGCUACAUUUUCGAGCAAAGACCCUCUUGGUGUAAAUGAGGCACAGUUGCAACCACCCAAAGGUUCGCAUGAAGGGGAGACUCAAAGUAUUAAUGUUAGCACUGAUUCAAGUAAAGUUGAACAUGGCAGCAUCUCAUCUGCUAUGGAAAUCUUACCUGACCCAUUUCCUCAAGAAGAUAUUGAAGAACCCGAUCCGUUAGCACUUGACGGUGUUCCUCCACAUGAAGCGAUGUCAGCCACGCUACAAUCCAAUAUUUCUGAUAGUAUGCAUUCACUGGAAACCAAAAAUACUUCACAAACUACAGAAAGUCCAAAAGAGGACGAACAGACUAUUACUAUAAUAAAUUCCCCUCCUAAUGAAGAAUCACUGGAACUAUCAAAGGAUGUUAGAAAGACAGAACUUGAGUCUAUUGAAAGUGGUCAUACCGUGAUGGCUUCUAACGAGGAGCCAGAAUUUGAUGCUUUUGGAGAUUGCGAUGCUGCACUUCCUGUGACGGACGAUGUCACACUGGAUAAAAAAUACGUUCACGAACCUUUAGAACUGCCUUCCAAAGUGACGGAAGUAAAUGAUAAUGACUUUGAUAGUUUUAAGGAUACAAAUGUAGCUUUUCGGGUGGAACUGGCAGGCUCUUCAAGAAAGUUAUCUUCUGAAGGCAAAUCUUCUGAACAGUGGGUGUCCGAGGAACCCGAUGAGUUUAAUGAGUUUGGGAGCUUUGUAUCCUUGGCAAAAAAAGACUCAAGUGUUAAACAAGAUUCUGAUGACUUUGCUGACUUCAGUACAGUGUGCAGUAUUCAGCCACCUUCAGAAUGGAAUGCUUUUGAGGAUGAUCAGGGAGGAAGUUCUUCUUCUUGGGCUGCCUUUGGAGAUCAGAAGAUAGAGUCUGAUGACUGGCAGUCAUUUAGGACAGACGUUCCCUCUAGCACCGAUGACCAGGUUGUAAACCCACAAAGCACCGACCUCCCCGCUGGUCAUGAACCUGAAACAACACUUGUCCGUGAUGAUUCGCCAGUUGCCUUCCAGAAUCCAUUACUAAGUCAUCUAGAGCGGAUUAUACAAGCCUGUUUUCCUCCUCCUCCUGUAUCCGAAAUAGAUGAGAAGAUUGCACCUCUAGAUCUUCUUCUAUGCAUAGAGCAGCAGGAGGAGACCUCAAAGUCCAAGUCUACUAAGAGCUUACACACAGAAGUGCUGGACAUAUGGACCGAGCUGCAGGAUAUCCACAAUGCCUACGGACUGAAGCACCAGUGGGGAGGCUCUCACAGCAACAAAAAGCUCCUGCGCUCCCUAGGAAUCGACACAAGGAACAUACUCUUUACAGGAAACAAGAAGCAGCCUGUUAUUGUUCCCAUGUAUGCAGCUGGUCUGGGUAUGCUGGAGCCCACUAAGGAACCUCUCAAGCCUUUAUCUGCUGCAGAAAAAAUAGCAUCAAUAGGGCAAUCGUCUCCUGUUCCUCCAGAUGACAGUAUUUGUUCUUCUGAUCAGUUACAGGUACAUGAAUCUCUCCCACCUGUCCAGUUUGACUGGAGUACCAGUGGCCUUACCAACCCCUUAGAUGCUAGUGGAGGGUCUACUCUUCUGAAUCUUGAUUUCUUUGGACCCGUGGAUGACAGUGGCUUUAACAGCACCACCACUAUCCCAGGUGUGGAUCCUGAGCUGUAUGCACUGACCACAGCGAAGGUAGAAUCCUCCAGUGCCAGCAGCAAGGUGACUGAUGCGUUCGCAAGACUGAUGUCCACGGCAGAAACCACAAGCACAUCGGCAAGGAAACCUAGAAGGGAAGAAAACCUUAGUGAAGAGGCUGCAAAGGUGAUCGCCAGCCUCCCCGACCUUUCCUUCAUGCAUGCUAAGGUGUUGAUGUUCCCGGUCUCCUUAACACCUUUAACUAGUUCUCAAGACAAGGUUAACUGAUGACACACACACAAAAAAAAACUAAGACAAAUAGUAAAGAAUCCAAAAUGCAUUGGAUGUUUUAUAUCCAAACUUUUUAAAGAGGAUGAAAGUGUUCUUGCUUUUUCAUAACAAAAAAAAUCACUUUGGCUGAUUUGUCGGUAAGCAGCUCUAUAAAGGGUAUAUAUACACUCUGAUGUAUAUUUCAACACUGAAUACUUCAUUUAUAUGAGAAAUCUUCAAAUUAAUUUGUAUAUAAAGGAAAGGGGAAAGGUUUCUUUUUUUUUUUCUCUUUAUCGUGCUGGGUACAUACACUGGUGGAUCCUUUCUUACAAAAAAAUCAAAAAAAGAGAAAGUGAACAUGCAAAACCUUCACUGCCUGUGAGCCUGUCGUGGUGACUUUUUUUUUUUCUUUUUCUAUUUUUUUUUUUUUUACUUCUGCUCCCGGUUGUAUUGAAGUUGUUGUACUGUUACAUCUGAAUGUUCAGUGUUGUUUAUUUUAAGUGUUAACUUAAAUUUAAUGGAGAUGGAGCAGAAUCUAGCUUUACGGGCAUUAACACCUGUAGGUCUUUUAGUUGUCUUCUUCUGUCACUUUACUAAAAAUAGUUUAUCAAAAACAUUGGUUUUUGGAUAAGUUUGGUGACAACCAAUAUGGUCGUCAUUACUGUUCCCAUUGAGGUGGUCCCUUACCACUGAAUAAAAAACCUGCUUAGUUUUGCAGUGAUACUCCCAUAUCUCUAUAUAAUAAGGUAGAUUUGAAAAUGUUGUUUUCUUUAUCUCAUCUUGACCUUUUAGGUAUACAGUUCUUAGAUGGGCCAUAGGUGCAAUAAUAGAUUGCAUAGAUGGUAAUAAUUAGAGAUGAGCGAAGUUACAGUGAUUCAAUUCGCAUCGAACUUCUUGGCUCGCCAGUUGCUGACUUUAUCCUGCAUAAAUUAGUUCAGCUUUCAGGUGCUCCGAUGGGCUGGAGACUCUCUCCUAGGACUUUAUCCACCUUUUCCAGCCCACCGGAGCACCUGAAAGCUGAACUAAUUUAUGCAGACUAAAGUCAGCAACUGCCAAGCCGCGAGGUUCGUGACGAAUUGAAUCACUGUAAGUUCGCUCAUCUGUAGUAAUAAUGAUAGUUGAGCCAAGUAGACCAUGCACCCUAUAGGUAGGAUGGGCACAGCCUUCCCACUUAGGCUUUGUUCUGGCUUAUCCAUUUAACCAUGCACUCAUGAUGGCGCUAAAGACACCGGACAAAUUAAAGGCCCCCUUUCAUGUUAGACAAUGGCCACCAGAACCUGCUUAUUUCGUUGGGCUGGCCAUCUCUCCAAUGCUAGCCAUACACUUAAAUGUUGAAUAAACCCACCAAUUUUGGAAGGAUUGGAUGACCAUCUAAGUUGUAGGGUGGUGUCGGGGGGAAGAGAAGGAUCAAACAUAUUCAAGUUCAACUACCCGAUCCGAUCCUUUUCUUCUUGGGAUGAUAAGCGGCUGUCAGAGGUUCUGUAGCUGCGUAGCCACCCCCCCCAUCUCCCCCUGAGCAUGUCUGUACGGGGAGGGGGGAUCAGAAUAUAUGGCAUAUGUCCAGCUUCAAGGAUUUAUCCAGGAGCUUUGCUCCCCAGCACUUCACUUCCGCUUGACAAAGUAGUAAGGGCAAGGCCAGUGUCAUAUCCUCUGCCUACUUUGACAUUGGACUUAAAGGACAACUGCAGCUUAAUAUACACUUAUCCCCUAUCUACAAGAUAUGGG
This is a messenger RNA of Hyla sarda, 4554 nucleotides long. RefSeq names its product aftiphilin (gene AFTPH). The transcript has 10 exons. Gene Ontology annotation, molecular function: clathrin binding. Gene Ontology annotation, biological process: intracellular transport. Gene Ontology annotation, cellular component: AP-1 adaptor complex; trans-Golgi network membrane. The record is from RefSeq and is a predicted model, not a curated record. Bases 277 to 2847 code for a protein of 856 amino acids. Lineage: Eukaryota; Metazoa; Chordata; Amphibia; Anura; Hylidae.